AUGACCAUAAAAACUAGGAGUUCGAAUUUAUCUCUUGGUAUCUCUUUGAUUCGAAAACCUUCUGGGAAUUUGGAACCAAGCCCAGAAUUCAUUUUACGUUGUUGUCUUCAUUCUGCUAUCAUUGCUGACAAAUAUCUUAUAUCUGUCUCAGUUGCUAUCUAUCUAUCUAUCUAUCUAUCUAUCUAUCUAUCUAUCUAUCUAAAUGGACGAAUAGUCUCAAGAAAAUACUUUCGCUAUCUUUCCCUCACUCUCUUUCUCUGUCUUUCUCACUCUCUUUCUUCCGAAAUAAUAUCUCCUUUAUUUUAUUCCCCUCUUCCGUGCUCAAGUAUAUGUAUAUCAAUCUAUCUUCAUAAAAAAAUAUCUCUCUCAAAUUGUUCCCAUCUUAUUCGCUCUCUAUGUGAUUUAAUUCUAUCUAUCUAUCUAUCUAUCUAUCUAUCUAUCUAUCUAUCUAUCUAUCAGUACAGAUUAAUACACCAAUCUUUUUGUGUGUUUAUAUUUAUAGAAUCAAAAUAA
Molecule: messenger RNA, 513 nt
Organism: Acanthosepion pharaonis
Lineage: Eukaryota; Metazoa; Mollusca; Cephalopoda; Sepiida; Sepiidae
Source: the annotation of a GenBank genome assembly